GCGAGCGAUCUCCCUUUCUCCUUCGUGCCACCCCUCCCCCCACGCUGCAGUUAGAGCCGGACGAAGUCGUCGGUGUUGCCGCUUCUGCGCGGGAACCGAACGCUCGAACGGCUGAUCGACCGAACGCUUCGCGUGGGGAUAGUUAGUACCGGUCGCCGUCGACGGGCCCUGCCCGGUCGAGUACCUGAACACAGUGCUAGUACAGCUUAAAAGACACAAGUUAUUUCCUUUGGGGGAAAAUCAUCAAGGAUCUGAAGGAAGCAAAAUGCGGCCAAUGCGUAUUUUUGUAAAUGAUGACCGCCAUGUUAUGGCAAAGCAUUCUGCAGUUUAUCCAACUCAAGAAGAACUGACAGCAGUUCAGAACAUGGUCUCUCACACUGAGCGUGCUCUCAAAGCUGUGUCUGACUGGAUUAACGAACAAGAGAAAGGUAAUAGUGAACAGCCAGAACCUGAGACCAUGGAGACCGUAGCUGAAGAAGAGAACAAAGAAGGAAGUGAGCAGAAGACUACAGAACACUUGACUAGGACACUUCGUGGAGUGAUGCGUGUUGGUCUUGUAGCAAAAGGCCUCUUGCUGAAGGGAGACUUGGAUCUUGAGCUGGUUCUGUUAUGUAAAGAGAAACCCACUGUUGGUCUAUUGGAAAAAGUAGCCGACAAUCUCAGCACACAGCUUGCUGCAAUUACUGAAGACAAAUAUGAAAUUAUUCAAUCUGUCAGUGAUGCUGCAAUUACAAUUAAGAAUACAAAAGAACCUCCACUGACACUUACCAUUCACUUGACAUCUCCUGUUGUCAGAGAAGAAAUGGAAAAAAUGUUAGCUGGAGAAACGCUAUCAGUCAACGACUCACCGGACGUUCUGGACAGGCAGAAAUGCCUUGCUGCCUUGGCGUCACUCCGACACGCCAAGUGGUUUCAGGCCAGGGCAAAUGGCUUGAAAUCAUGUGUCAUAGUCAUCAGAGUGCUGAGAGAUCUCUGUACCCGUGUUCCUACUUGGGCUCCACUUAGAGGAUGGCCUCUAGAGUUGCUUUGUGAGAAGUCAAUUGGAACAGCCAAUCGGCCCAUGGGAGCUGGUGAGGCACUGAGAAGAGUUCUUGAAUGCCUCGCAUCUGGAAUAGUUAUGCCAGAUGGUUCUGGUAUUUAUGAUCCUUGUGAAAAAGAAGCCACUGAUGCUAUUGGGCAUCUAGACAGACAACAAAGGGAAGAUAUCACACAGAGUGCUCAGCAUGCUCUAAGGCUUGCUGCAUUUGGCCAGCUUCACAAAGUCUUGGGGAUGGAUCCAUUGCCAUCAAAGAUGCCCAAGAAACCAAAAAAUGAAAAUCCAGUUGACUACACUGUCCAGAUCCCCCCUAGCACAACAUACGCCAUUACUCCAUUAAAACGUCCUAUGGAAGAAGAUGGAGAGGAGAAGUCUCCAAGCAAAAAGAAAAAGAAGAUUCAGAAAAAAGGUAUUGAGUUGACAAGAGAGGAAAAGUCAGAACCUCCACAAGCUAUGAAUGCUCUGAUGAAGCUGAACCAGCUAAAACCUGGACUUCAAUAUAAGCUAGUAUCUCAGACAGGUCCAGUUCAUGCUCCUAUAUUUACUAUGUCUGUGGAAGUUGAUGGCAUCACUUAUGAAGCUUCAGGACCUUCAAAAAAAACAGCCAAGUUGCAUGUAGCAGUAAAGGUUCUGCAAGACAUGGGAUUACCUACAGGUGUGGAAGGCAGAGAGAGAGGUGAUGAAUCAGCAGAGGAAACAGAUCAGAAACCAGUUGCGGUUGCUGCUCCUCCUAUAGUGGAAAUUAUUUGUACCCCUAGUGCUGCUUCUCCUUCAGAGCAAACAGAGAAUGUGAAACAGCAGGGACCAAUACUGACCAAGCAUGGAAAAAAUCCAGUUAUGGAACUCAAUGAGAAACGGCGUGGCUUAAAAUAUGAGCUGAUUUCAGAAACUGGUGGCAGUCAUGACAAACGGUUUGUGAUGGAGGUUGAGGUUGAUGGCCAGAAGUUCCAAGGAGCUGGUUCAAAUAAAAAAGUGGCAAAAGCUUAUGCUGCACUGGCUGCAUUAGAAAAGCUUUUUCCAGAUGCCCCUCUUCCAAUGGAGCAGAAGAAAAAAAGAGCCCCUAUGCCAGCACGAGGUGGACCCAAAUUUCCUGUAAAGCAUAAUCCAGGCUAUGGUAUGGGAGGUCCUAUGCAUGCUGAAGUACCACCUCCUCCAAGCAUGAGGGGUCGUGGCAGAGGAGGAAAUAUCCGAGGCCGAGGUCGAGGCCGAGGUGGAUUUGGUGGUGCCAAUCAUGGAGGUUAUAUGAAUGCUGGGGCUGGAUAUGGAAGUUACGGCUAUGGUGGCAACUCUGCAACAGCAGGCUAUAGUGACUUUUUCACAGACUGCUACGGCUAUCAUGAUUUUGGGUCUUCCUAGAUCAUCUAAAAGUAUUGCACAUAAAACAGCUUUUUACUCCAAUUUUCUCGAACUCCAAAACCAAUGUGUUCGUGCUGUGUCCCUGUGCUUCACUGGGUUUCUCAACAGUGGCUUUUCACCGCAGCUUUCUGAAACUUAGCCUACAAACAGUGGCAGUUUUAAUUGUGACUUGCCUUUGGUCAUAUGGAUGUACACUAUUGGGGAGCAAAAGUUCAAGGAAUGUCUUUGUGCAUUAUGCACAAUAAGAGCCAACUCUGUUCUGCUUACAAGCAAAAGGCCUCUGUUUGCUUUUUAUGGAAAGCAUUUUAUUUUUACAGAACUUGCAAAAGUGUGCUACCUUUUUGUCUUAAAUUUUCAAAAGAUUUUGUACAAAACAAACCUUUUAGUCCCAAAAAGUGGGUAAAUGCUUGUAAUAAGGAGAAAUACCUUUUAACAGUUCUGAAUCUACAACAACCUAAUGUUUUGAGCAUGCAUAAUCUUGACUUGUAUGUGAAAAUAGUAUGUGCUGAUUUUAAUCUCUGCAUCCAUUGUGUUUCUUGUAUUGGUAUAACAUGCAGGAUGUAUAGUCUGAGUUACCCUUGUUGGGUUGUAUUAUCUCUAACAUUUCAGUGGUUUGAUUAACUGCAGUGGGCUUGUUGCAGUUCUUGUAAGAUGUGGCUCUUUUUCCUAUUCUCCAGUACAUGUCCCCAGAAGAAGAUGUAUGUAGUAUCACAAGACAUGAAAACUACUGAACAUUGAAAGGCACAGGGAAUAAACUAGUCAUUAAGAUUUUUAAUAAAUGGAUUGUUUGGUUCUCUUUGCUUCAGUAGUCAUAUUAAAUGCGUUUAGUCUGAUCACUGCCUUAGGAACAAUGUGAAACCUAUUAAUUCAAUAGUUAAUGAAAUAAAUGCAAGCACAGUGGAGAUAUAAAUUUGGAUAAAGGCUCUGAAUAAAGUAAAAAUUAGUUUUUAAAUGCUAGUAUCCUGGAAGAAGCAAUAGUGCUGGAUGUGUUUUAGGAAUAACUUGGAUUAAGAAGUAAAAUUACUCCAAAUAACCAGGUUUAAGUUUCCUUGUACAUGACUCCUUGCUGAACUGCAGCUGUUGGUUCAGUUUUAACUAUAAGCAGAUAGUUUUGUGUUUUAUAACUGGUAACAUAUAUGUGCUAAUAGUAUGUCAGAGAGCAGGUGUAAUGUCUUGUGUUCCUUUAAGAAAACAAAUCUCUGGUUGUAAGUGACUUGAGACAUAAACUUCAAAUUGAAUUCUAAGCAAAGAGCCAAACACUUAAAAAUGAAUAGGGAUAUGCAUUAAUUUUUUUUUUUUUCAUGCACAAAAGAAGCAUGUUGUGGCUCGGAAGUGCACAAUUUUACUUUUUCUGGGUUUUGACCAGGACAAAAUCUAGAGAGGUUCUAUGGGAAAGGCUAGUACACUCAGUCCUCUCUCCCUCCUCUAUAUAGCUUGUGCUCUAGCCCAUCUGUCAAUCUUCCUGUGCAUUUCUUCCCAUUAGUUGGCGUGCAUUCUUUCCCAUUAUCCUGUGCAUUCCUUCCCUGUGUAUUCCUUCCCAUUAGUGGCUUUGCCAUUGCUCUGCUCUGCUCUCUCCCACACCAGAAUGCAUGUCUUUCUGCCUGUGCCAUGCAGGGAACAUUUUGUGCAGAGUAUAUACUGUGUACAUUGUUGUAAGUGCUCUGAUUUUGUUUCCAGCUGUCACCAUCACUUUAUUUUACAUUCUAGGAUUUUCUCUACAUCUUAGGACAUGUCAUCAACCUGAAGUAUAUAGCUAUUGAAUAUAAGCUUUGGGAGAAUUUUUAAUUCUAACUUGAGAAAUUGCUAUUUACAAAGGACUGAUAUUAUGCAAAAUGCUAUAUUAGAUUAUUUUAAAUUACAUGCAGCUCAACAUGGUGGACUAAUGUAAUAUAUAGAUAGAGGUUCAUCUGUGAACUGUGCAGCCAGUGAUACACUUUGCCAGAACUACAUACUGUACUCAGUCCUUACAGUUGUUCACAGGAAUUAGGACAUCUAACCUGAGUCUAUGCCAGGUAGGUGUUUUUUGUUUUU
Python bivittatus (Burmese python) is the source of this 4423-nucleotide messenger RNA. RefSeq names its product interleukin enhancer binding factor 3 (gene ILF3). Gene Ontology annotation, cellular component: precatalytic spliceosome. Lineage: Eukaryota; Metazoa; Chordata; Lepidosauria; Squamata; Pythonidae. The record is from RefSeq and is a predicted model, not a curated record. Gene Ontology annotation, molecular function: double-stranded RNA binding; single-stranded RNA binding.